Sardina pilchardus (European sardine) is the source of this 6314-nucleotide messenger RNA. It is a transcript of the gene rxrba, whose product is annotated as retinoid x receptor, beta a. The coding region runs from base 229 to 1692 and encodes 487 amino acids. Gene Ontology annotation, molecular function: nuclear receptor activity; retinoic acid-responsive element binding; nuclear steroid receptor activity. The record is from RefSeq and is a predicted model, not a curated record. The transcript is spliced from 14 exons. Gene Ontology annotation, cellular component: nucleus. Gene Ontology annotation, biological process: regulation of transcription by RNA polymerase II; anatomical structure development; cell differentiation. Lineage: Eukaryota; Metazoa; Chordata; Actinopteri; Clupeiformes; Clupeidae.
GUCGUCCGUUUCUAAAGCACCUCAUGUAAAUACAGUUUCCUUUACAGAGAGGAAGGAUUGACGACGAAGUAAGCGCUGGGGUCAUAGAGGAGUUGGAUUGCUGAUUGAGCAGACCCCAGCGGCCCGGGCCUAAGUCCGCGGUCUUGAGUUAAGUGCUUGGGAGGGCAAGAAGCACGUCAGUUGGGCUCCCAGCAAGAAACAAAGCUGCCUGCGAUAUCGGAGUUCGUCAUGGGCGACAGUAGAGAUUCCCGCAGCCCUGACAGCUCGUCUGUGUCGUCUCCGCCCCCUGGACAACGCUCGCCACCAUUGGCUCCCUCGGCUGCUUCCAUGACGUCUCUGCCGCCCAUCACCUCCGCGGUGAACAGCCCGAUAAGCAGCAUGGGCUCCCCCUUCUCAGUCAUCAGCUCCUCCAUGGGCUCGCCCUGCCUCCCAGGCACACCCUCCGUUGGCUAUGGUCCCAUCAGUAGCCCACAGAUGAGUAUCUAUACAAGAAGUUCAGAGAUCAACUCCACAGUGUCCAUGUCGGGCCUGCACGCGGUCAGCAGCUCAGACGAUGUGAAACCCCCCUUCGGCCUUAAGGCUCUGUCGGCCAACAGCCCCGGGGGGCCAAUGAUGUCCCAGAAGCGCCUGUGCGCCAUCUGCGGCGACCGCUCCUCCGGUAAGCACUAUGGUGUGUACAGCUGUGAGGGCUGCAAAGGCUUCUUCAAGCGCACGGUGAGGAAAGACCUGAGCUACACCUGCCGUGACAACAAGGACUGCAUGGUGGACAAGCGCCAGCGCAAUCGCUGCCAGUACUGCCGUUACCAGAAGUGCCUGGCCAUGGGCAUGAAGAGAGAAGUGGUCCAAGAUGAACGGCAGCGAUCCGUUCAAGAGGAGCGGCAGCGGAACAAGGAGCGGGAAGGAGACGUGGAGUCCACCACCGCCGCCAACGAGGAGAUGCCCGUGGAGAAGAUUCUGGAUGCCGAGAUGGCCGUCGAACAGAAGACUGAACUGCACGCCGAUGGGAGCUCUGGGGGCAGCUCUCUUUCCUCUCUCCUUCAGCCCAACGACCCCGUCACCAACAUCUGCCAGGCGGCUGACAAGCAGCUCUUCACGCUGGUGGAGUGGGCCAAGAGGAUCCCCCACUUCUCCGAACUGGCCCUGGACGACCAGGUCAUCCUGCUGCGCGCCGGUUGGAACGAGCUCCUGAUUGCCUCCUUCUCCCACCGCUCCAUCACUGUGAAGGACGGCAUCCUGCUGGCCACGGGCCUCCACGUGCACAGGAACAGUGCCCACAGCGCUGGCGUAGGGGCCAUCUUUGACAGGGAGAAUGCGCACAAUGCUGAGGUUCGGGCCAUAUUCGACAGGGUGCUCACGGAGUUGGUGAGUAAGAUGCGUGACAUGCAGAUGGACAAGACUGAGCUGGGCUGCCUGCGUGCCAUCAUCCUCUUCAACCCAGAUGCAAAAGGCUUGUCCAGCCCCAGUGAAGUAGAGUUGCUGAGAGAGAAAGUGUAUGCGUCCCUGGAGGCCUACUGUAAACAGAGAUACCCUGAGCAGCAGGGCAGGUUUGCUAAGCUCCUCCUCCGACUGCCAGCCUUGCGCUCCAUUGGUCUGAAGUGUCUGGAACACCUGUUCUUCUUCAAACUGAUUGGUGACACCCCCAUCGACACCUUCCUGAUGGAGAUGCUGGAGGCUCCGCAUCAGCUCACCUAAGCCGGCCUGACCCUGUCCGGCUUCAUCCACCUUCUCACCAGGGCUACCCGGCACCCUGCCCGCCUGCGGACCUCCCUGAGGCCGCCGGUUAAAAGAGUUCCACUCACAUCCUCCUCUUCCUCUUCUGUCUUUCUCCGUCUGCAUCCCUCUGUCAUCCGUCUCUCUUUCUCUCUCUCUCUCUCUCCGUCUCUCUCUCCUUUUCCCCCUAAGUUGGUAUUACCCCAGAGAAAGACCCAACACUGUCAAAAAAAGAAAAUAAGCAGACAAAAAAAAAAAUCACUUUUGUUUCCUCCUGAACUAUGAAAUAGUAUGUGAAGUUAAUACACACAGAAACUUUUUUUUUUUUUUUCAAGAUUGUACCUAUAGUUCCAAGUACACCACAACCUUUGCUUCAUUUUUCCUUUUACCUUUAGAUUACUGUUUGAGAGCCUCCCGAGGAAAUCGCUGGAUAAAUCCAGCCUCUUGUAGCUUCUGCGUGUUACACGAGCAUACAAAAAAAUAUGCUCAAGUUUCCUUCUUUUUUCUUUCCUUUCUGGACGGUUUGUCGGUCUUUUGGGUUAAAACCCCGAAGCCCUGCUCUCAGGGGGGCGUGAAAUUUGCGUUGGACGAUUGCUUGACCUCUCCCCUGAACUCCUAUUGGCCGGGGUACAUCUGACGCUGACUGGCCCGACCUGGCCGCUAUCGAAUCUGGACGUGACCAGAACGUGACCGCUGCGUCCACGCAAUGUUCAGGCUUUAACUUUGAAUGAAUAUUUUCUAAGUACUGUACUCAUGAAAUGAGGCGAAACCUGUUUUUAAAGGCAGUGAAAAAAAAAACAAAAACAAAAAAAAUCAGGGUUGCGCUUUGGUUGGCCCCGAACAAAACGCAAAGCUAAGGUUUUUGACUAUUUGGACAUGGUGUGCUGUUAAGGAUUUUUUUUUUUUUUUUUUUUUAAAGGCUGGACAUGAGUUUGCUUCAUGUCUGCACGUGGAUGGGGCGGGACAAAUCUUGUUCUGUUAUUUUAUUUGUUUCUUUUUUUCUUUCCAUAACUUUUAAUUGAGCCUUGUUACCGAGAGCCAUUUUUCUUUCUCGCACCAUAUGCAAGCUUUUUCUCCAUGAUCAUGUGCUGUUCUAUAGUUUAUCGGUUUUCACCACCACCAACAGUUAUGUACUCAAUACACAGUUCUGGACUUCUUAACUAACAUCCAGGAGAGAUACGUCUCACAGAAAAACCUUGACCUUUUACACUGUAAUCCUCAAACAUCCAGCAUCUCUUCCAUGUUUCCGUGGUGCGUCACAUCACUUGGUUCUCUUUUAACUCCUGGCCAAGAGAGAGAGAGAGAGAAAGUUCCUUUGAAGAUUUUACUGUUUACUGAAUCACAAACUGAAGAGGAACCAACCUCCUCACCUAUGGACACAUCCUUGUCUGCAUGCUAAAAUGGCGGUGUAACUUUAGUCGGUUCAGGACAAAUUCUGAGUCUCUCUUCCAAGACAGUGCAGUCUAGCAGCCACGGUGGAUGGAGUUCUAUUGCAGGACACAUUUGGUUGCUCGACAUGCAUUCCAUUCCUAUGGGUGCACUACUCUUGGGUGGCCCCACGUUUGACCCCAUGUUUGUGCUGUGACAGGUUAGCUCUACGACAGCUUGCAGCCCCUCACCUGGUAGCAUAGCCAACGUAUCCUGAGAAUCAACUUCGCUCCAUACUCCUGGCCUGUAGAAUAGAGGCCAGUGGAGUUUCUCUCCGUUAAGUCAUCUGUGAUUUCCGUCGUAGUCACACCUGGAACUGGUGGUUUCUUCAAGCUCGUCCCAUCAGUUAAGGCAUGACCAACGGCAACGACUGUCUAUGCAUUCGGUAGAUGAUACUCACGCAUAGUGGUGCACAAUUUAUGCAAACAAAUGAAGACACAGUUGUUCACUGCACACACGUCCCAAUAGACUGUUGGGUUUUAAAGGUUCAUGUAUGUAAGUGAUUGAGAUAUAUAAAGAUGAUAGUUGUAGACCAGCUCAGUCAAUUUAGUUGCUGAUUUUGGAGUGCUGGUGCUUAUAUUAUGAUCUUUUAUUCACUUUUUGUCAUGGCGCUGGCUAGGUCACUGAAAGACGGACGACAUGGUUGCAUUUACAUGAGACAUGCAUCAAAAUCUGUCAUCCCUAAAUACAGAGGAGUAUUGAUAUAGAGAUGAAACAGGUUGGCUGUAGGGUUACUUUGGUGCUAAUUCCAGAAAUAUGUUGAAGUAGGCACGUGUGUCUAUUAUAAUUACUCACACACACAAACAGUCACACACUUUCAUAUUAUAUGCAAGUAAAUAGUCAGUCUCAGGCUGUCUUCAUUGUAAUUGCAACCUCUACUGAGCAGACAUAUUUUAAAGCAUAUAUUUUAUCACUGUGUGGCGAGGUCUUGUCGAUCCUUUAGGUAUUGAAUGCAAGAGGCAGAUUCCAUCACAUUUACUGGUUAGGUUGGUGAUUUGCAGUUUCAAAGUUUUGAAGGUGAAAGCCCCCUAUGCUUCUGGAUGCGAGUGCUGUAAUUCACAGGUGAAAAGAAGCAGUUGUGGUGUGUGGUUGAGUUUUUAGGUUGUGAAUGUAUAAGGGGGUCGACAACUUCCUAUUGCAUCUCCUGCGUGAGUAUUUGGACUUAGCUGAUGUUUCAAGUCAACCCUGCAUGGUCUGUGUUCCGGGAAAUUUCUGUCACUGAGAAAGCUUCCCCUGAGGGAGCUUCCUCCUGAAACAGAUGUCCUGUCCUGUUGUCGCAUUAAACUGGAUCCAUCAUUACUCUGAAUAUGUGUGAUUGGGAACCUCCCCCCAAAUCCAUCUGAUGUUACAGAGGAGGUUCUCUCAACUGGGCGAGGCUCUUUUUUUGUGAUGUGUAUGUGUCGUCUUUUGCUCAGUCAUGAGUGUUUUUUUUUUUUUUUUUUUUGCGCGAUUAGUGGGCUUUUAUCUGUGUGGAACCAGGCCCUUUGGCAAGUUGAAGGACUUGGGUUGAGCAUAGGUAUUUGGGGGUGGCAGCAGGGCAGGAUGGUUGGUGUUCAUUUGGGUAGGGGACGGGAAGGGAAGAGAAGAUGCCCACAGGUUAAUGACGUCUGCUCAGACCUUGUCUGAGUUGCAACAGCCACUCGGUUGUGGCGCCCCCUGUUGCAGUGGGGGAUGUUGUGCUGAUGAGGACUGCUAGGCAUGCCCGAGCUUGAGGUCUAUGCACAGAGACUUACCAUCCAGCCUCAUACCCGUUUCCAUGCACACACGUGUCUAUAUUUAAUUUUCUUUAAUCAUGCUUCGAAAGAAAAACAAUAGAUCAGUCAAAAACGCCAAGCUGGUUAAUGUGACGCAAUGCUUAUUUAUGGAGCUGGAGCACCCAAUAGCAACGAACAAAAACAAAUCCCACUAGUUUUGUUUGUGUCUUUCCUCCCCAACUCUCUUUCCACCUUACAGGACAACAACACUGCCAAAACAGAUGAUGCAAACUUUGAGGGAGGGGAGGGGAGGGAUGGGAAUGGUCAAACCUUAAGCUUGCUUGUAUCUAUGGGUCUGGCUGUGCAGCUGAGCAGUCACACCCACCCUAUCCUCACCCCCUCUUCAUAAUAGAUGUGAAGCUCCAUAAAGCAGAGAGAGAGAGGGGGGGUCAUGGAGAUUCAGGUGGAGGAGAGAGCUCCUACCGGUGCCCUCUCUUCCAAAUACCCUGGGUGCUUUUUUUUUUUUGUUUGUUUGUUUGUUUUCCGUUUUGUUUGUAUGUCUUUCUUUUAUUAUCCGCUCCUCUGCAGAAUGCCAGAAGAGUUGGGCCCCCCGGCCCGUGAGAAUAUGCACGACAUCGCGGAUCCCCACACCACCUAUGCCAAGGUGUAGAGUUUUAGGUGGUGGCUGGGACCUUACUUGUCUUGACUGUGUCUGUCACAAAACAAAAAACAAAAACAAAACAAAAAAAGAGUGUGUUUACGUGUACACAGCGAUGGGGUGCACUGUGCGAGAGUGUGUUGGACUCUUAUAAAAAAAAAAAGAUGAAAAAAGUGUGUAUAUGAAUGAUUCUAUUCAGAGCCUAAAGGUGCACCACGAGAGCCACACCUCUAAAGCAUGACCCCUCGCCAGGAAUGAACUUGAGAAGGGGUUGGGCAGGAGAGCCCUGCCCCUUACUGGGCGUGAUUUAUCUUUUCAGAGGCAAAGAUCGAUACACCUUAUUUGCAUAGGGUGGGACAGAAACUUGAGCAGGUAUUGAUAGUUUAAUGUUAAUCGAAUAAUAAAAAAAGUACUAUUUGUUAUCUUUUUGUUUGGUUUUACUUUAGGCAUAGCAAUUUUUCUUCUCUUUUGUCUCCCACACAAAAAUAAAAUUCAAGAAAGGAAAGAAAACGACACUGCUUCUCUGUCUGUCUGGCGGCUUCCACUGCCUGUGCUUUCACAUCCGUGUGUCUCCAGGAGUGUUAAACAUGCGCAAGAACCCUUAUGUCCAGUGGGAGAGUCGCUUCUUUUUUCUGUUUCUCUCUCUUUUUUUUUUUGGUCCACUUCGUAUAUCUCUCUGACUCCAGCAUAAAUGUGGAAAUGAUUGAAUAUUUUUGUGUGUUUUGGGGGAAGAACGUGAAAAAGAAAUGAUUUCUCUUUUGUCAUUAAUUCUGAAACUGUUUCUGUUUGAUGUAUCAUGUCUGAGUAAAGAUUUUAAUACAGUA